Molecule: messenger RNA, 1650 nt
Organism: Sipha flava (yellow sugarcane aphid)
Lineage: Eukaryota; Metazoa; Arthropoda; Insecta; Hemiptera; Aphididae
Gene: CSN1b
Product: COP9 signalosome complex subunit 1b
Exons: 10
Coding region: 150-1613 (487 amino acids)
Cellular component (GO): COP9 signalosome
Source: RefSeq, a predicted model, not a curated record
CAAAACCUUUGUUAAAACGUAAAAAACAAAAAAUAGCAAUAACUGUUACUUUUUCUUCCAAGUAACAGCUUGUUCCUUUUACUUUAGUAGUAACUGUUAUAAAUCACUGUUACUGUUAUUUUAUCCCAUCACUAUUCGGUACAUCGAAAAUGUCCUCUUUAAGAUAUCUUAACCGCUCUUCGCGAUGUCCACAAGCCGCUGGAGUCAUAGAUCCAAUGCAAGUGGAUGCACCUCCAGAAGAAAACGAUAACAAUGAAGAAGAAGUAUAUGAAGUCGACAUUGACUCAUUUGACCUCGAGGCAUAUGCUAACAAUUACACUGGAUUAGCUCGUAUUUACAGGUUGAUAUAUAUAGCGGAUCAUUGUCCAAAACUAAGAUCAGAUGCAUUAUGUUUGGCAAUUUCACAUGUUGUCACAACCAUGAAUGCUAAUUUGUAUCAAGUUCUACAUCAAAAAUUACAACAAUGUCAAGGACACGUACUACCUGACGUAACUGGUGGUACUCCUAUGGAUACAGGAUUGCCAGUUUUCAAUGCUAGUUGGGUGGAGACUACUACUCAAAAAGCUGCGAUGAAACUUGAAAAACUAGAUGGAGAUCUAAAAAAUUAUAAGAGUAAUUCAAUUAAGGAAAGUAUUCGACGGGGUCAUAAUGAAAUUGGUGACCAUUAUGUCAAUUGUGGAGACCUCAUUGAAGCUACAAAAAGUUAUUCUAAAGCUCGAGACUAUUGUACUAGUUCUACACAUGUCAUAUCGAUGUGCCUCAACAUAAUAAAAGUUGGAAUUUAUUUGCAAAAUUGGUCACAUGUUGUCAAUUACAUAAUUAAAGCAGAAUCUACACCAGAUUUUACUGAAAAUUCUGAUCUUCAAACUACCUACAGUUCCACCCUAAAAUGUAUGACAGGUCUAGCUGAACUAGCUAGCCGUAAAUACAAAGUAGCUGCUCAUAAUUUUUUGCGAACUAAUUUAGAUUACUGGGAUUCUUGUGAUGUAAUGACACCUAAUGAUAUUGCUAUUUAUGGAGGAAUUUGUGCAUUAGCUACUUUUAACCGCUUAGAAUUGCAAAAUAGUGUAAUUUGCAAUAACUCGUUCAAAUUAUUCCUUGAACUUGAACCUGAAAUACGUGAUGCAAUUUUUAAGUUUUAUGAAUCAAAAUAUGAAAUUUGUUUAACAAUUUUAGAUAAAAUAAAGCCAACUCUACUCCUUGAUAUGUACAUUGGGUCUCACAUAAAUCAGCUUUAUUCUAAUAUUAGAAGCAAAGCAAUGAUUCAAUAUUUCUGUCCAUAUGACUCUGCUGAUUUAAGGAAAAUGGCAUUGUGUUUCAAUACUCCUUUACCUGAUUUAGAAGAUGAACUUAUGCAACUAAUUUUAGAUGGACAUAUCAAAGCUCGUAUUGACUCAAUUAACAAAAUUCUUUAUGCUAGACAUCCAAAUCAAAGAGUAGAAACAUUUGAGAAAGCUAUGUCAAUGGCUCAACAAUACAGUAGAUAUAUGCAUAUUUUAGUACUAAAAAGUCAAAUGAUUAAACAUCAGACAAAUGCUAAGGUCAGUGAACGAGAACGCCACAAUCAUCUUGGAAAAACUCUAAAUGUAGAUUUUGUAAAAUUAUCUGGAUAAAGUUAUUCUUCAUCUUUUAACUAUUUAUGAAAUAUUA